ACCAAUCCUAUUCGCAAGAGGACACCAAUUCUUUCAUCUUCGAGGGUAUUUCUAUAAAACCCAGUCUUCAACAACCAAUAACUGUUGCAAAGAAAAAAAAAAGAAAAAGUCUUCUUCUUCAUCAUCAAAAAUUCUCCUCUCUGCAACUACAAUCAAUCAAAAUUCCAAAAUUCGAAUUCAACCCCAUCAGGAAAGAUGAUGCACAUGACAUUUUACUGGGGCAAAAACGUCACAAUCUUAUUCUCAUCAUGGAGAACUGACUCGUGGCUGAGUUAUGCCAUAAGUUUACUGGUUUGUGUUCUUUUCGCAGCUUUUUAUCAAUACUUGGAAGAUAAAAGAUUGAAAUUGAAGAAUAUGGAUCGCGCUAAGAAAUCUCCAUCAUCAACGAUUGAGACCCCUUUGUUGAUUCCAAUAAUUGGUAAGAGAAAUCUUGGGAAGAGAUUCUGGUUGGGUUUGUUGUUUGGUGUUAAUUCAGCAAUUGGGUAUCUGUUGAUGUUGGCUGUUAUGAGUUUUAAUGGUGGGGUUUUUAUUGCAAUCGUUUUGGGAUUGGUUAUUGGGUUUGUGUUGUUUAGAUGUGAUGAGGAGGAAGAUGAAGAUUUGAUGUCAGAAACUCCUUGUGCCUGUGCUUGAGUUUUUGUCCGACUGGUGGUCUGAAUGGGGUUUGGGUCUUUUUUUUUUGUACAGUGUGAGUCAGACGCUGACUGUGUCUGACUGGGGGGUUUGAAGAUGUUGUGUACUUUAAUGGAUUUAUCUUUUGAAUGUAAGAUAUAAUUUCUGGGUUUGUGUUUUAAUUUUGUGGUUUUCAGAUUUCUAUACUUGUUUUCUCAUUAAAGUUAUCAUCUCAAUUCUCAAGUUAUCAUCUCAAUUCUCAAAUGUGGAUGAAUUGGAGGGUAAAAUUGUAAUUGUGUGACUAAUUACUCAAGGGAUAUUUUGAGUCAGACUCUGAUUGGGUCUGACUGACUGGGUUUUUUUGAAGAUGUGUAUACUUUAAUGGAUUUUGGGCAUCUUUUUUUAAUAUAAUCUCUGGUUUGUGU
Messenger RNA from Papaver somniferum (opium poppy), 1034 nucleotides. Its product is annotated as copper transporter 5-like. Gene Ontology annotation, molecular function: copper ion transmembrane transporter activity. The transcript has a single exon. Gene Ontology annotation, biological process: copper ion transmembrane transport; intracellular copper ion homeostasis. The record is from RefSeq and is a predicted model, not a curated record. Gene Ontology annotation, cellular component: plasma membrane. Lineage: Eukaryota; Viridiplantae; Streptophyta; Magnoliopsida; Ranunculales; Papaveraceae. Bases 196 to 630 code for a protein of 144 amino acids.